Protopolystoma xenopodis is the source of this 363-nucleotide messenger RNA. NCBI's taxonomy places the organism in Eukaryota, Metazoa, Platyhelminthes, Monogenea, Polystomatidea, Polystomatidae. The record is from the annotation of a GenBank genome assembly.
AUGUUACCUCGCUCUGAUGAUGUCCGUCAGAUGACGGACGAAAGGUCAGCACGUGUUCACCAGAAUCGAAGGAGAUUGUCUCGGAAACAGCGUCAGCAUGAAUCUUCCAGUAAAGCCAAUCGACAGCUGGUCAAGAGGAAUCCGCCGUCUUCUGGAAACAGCGUCAGCAUGAAUGUUCCAGUAAAGCCAAUCGACAGCUGGUCAAGAGGAAUUCGCCGUCGUCGUCUGGUGGAACCGACCUUCGAAUCUCUUCACCCAACACUUCCUCGAAAUGGAAGUAAUCCCAACAAUUAUGAAACAAGAGAUUCCUCGAAACCCAACUUUUCUUCGUAUAUAAGACCUCUUUCAGUCCACGUACUUUAA